Messenger RNA from Mytilus californianus (California mussel), 4210 nucleotides. Its product is annotated as stabilizer of axonemal microtubules 2-like. The record is from RefSeq and is a predicted model, not a curated record. Bases 134 to 1483 code for a protein of 449 amino acids. Gene Ontology annotation, biological process: microtubule anchoring. Gene Ontology annotation, cellular component: ciliary basal body; sperm flagellum; cytoskeleton. Gene Ontology annotation, molecular function: microtubule binding. Lineage: Eukaryota; Metazoa; Mollusca; Bivalvia; Mytilida; Mytilidae. The transcript has 5 exons.
GUUUGUCAACAGUUGCCAUCCACCAUUUUGAUAAACACCUGUCAGGUGCGCUUAACGACGUUUGAUUGAGGAGGAAUACAACUGUGAGGAAGAGAGUCAAUCGAGUGCAAUUUACAGGCAAAAAGUUCUAAAAAUGACGACAAAAUGUAACGAAUGCAUUUGCGGGAAGCAUACCAGGCCCCAUGUACACACAGAUGUUAUUGGUCGAGGAGACCCCUCCCAGAAAUCAACAGAAUACAAUCAGACAUACAAACAGCACCCAAUCAAUCUUAGAGAAAGCUUCAAACCAAAUGCAGAGGCUAUGCAGGGUGGAAAUUUUGAGGAUAGAACCACAAAUAGACAAGAUUACAUCAAACAUCCCUUAGAGAAGCCAUUUGUAAGGGUCCCAGAUCAGUACCAAAGACCUGAUGGUGCAAUGGAGGGAAUGACAUCUUAUAAUAAAGAUUUUACAAAGAAGAUGGCACCACCUGCAACACAGAUUCGACAUGAUGGACAAAAGAUGCAAGGCGGUAGAUUUGAAGGGGAACCAACUUAUAAAGCUGAUUAUAAGAAAUGGGAUAUGUCUGGUCGUCCAGGACCUUAUGUUAGUAAGGAUGCAUGGGUACAACCAACCGCCAGAUUUGAAGGGGAGACAACUAUGAAUCAUGAUUAUCGUAAAUAUGCCCAGCCUCCUCGCCAAUCAAUGAAACCCCAAGAGGCAUCAAAAUUAUCUGAUGCACCAUUUGCUGACAAUACUGAUUACAGGCAGUCCUAUCAACCACAUGCUCUAGGGCCAAAAUUUGUACGGGAAAGAGAGCAGUACAAAGCACCAGGUGUACCUUUCGAUGGUGUCACAACAUUUAAACGAGAUUACAGGGGACCAGUUGGUGAACUUACAAAAAGUUUCAAGCCAGAUAAUCAAGCAUUCUCGUCAGGUCAACCAUUAGAAGAUUUAACAACUAACCGUAAAGAUUAUAUCAAAUAUCCAGCAUCAAAGCCAUAUGUUCACGUUCAGGAAGGUUACAAGAAACCAGAAGGUGAUAUGUUCAUGCAAACUACCCAUAAUUCAACAUACAGACAAUUGCCAUUGGCUAGAAAUGCCAUGAUGAGACCAACAGAUGCUGGGAAAGUCUCUAAUGCACCUUUCGAUGGUACAACAAAUUAUGCACAAAACUACAAACAGUGGCAAGUCAGGAGAGUGGAACAACCUGCUAGAGAUGGUUACCAUCCCAACAAUGCCCCAUUUGAAGGCAUGUCAACUCAGAAAGCCCACUACAUUCCACAUGGAAUGGUGCCAAAUCGCUCCUUCAAACCAGAUAACACAGCCUUCCAAAGUGAUGCUAAGUUUGAAGAUAAUACCAUGUACCGUCAAGAUUACGUUCCCAAACCACGUCCAUUAUGCCCAUGUUACGACUCUAGUGCUCCUAGUGUAACAUGCGCUAGACAUAAUGUAAUCCAAACUGUUACAAAAUUACCUCAAGGAAUGGCGGUCAGAGUAGCUUAAACUAACUUUAUUGUUCAAUUUCUUUAUGUAAAAAAUUAAAAGAAGGUUCAGUUCCAAUAAAAGUUGCUUUCUGCUUAUAUUUGAUGAGAUAUUUUUGGGGUACAAGUAGGGUACAAGUAUGAACUAUAUAUAUGAUAUAUGAACCUAACUUAUAUUUCAUAGCAUUGUUUUAUAUACUAGUAAAAAGAAGAAUAAAAUAUUUUUGUAGAUGAAAUGGAUUUUUGGGGGGAAAACUGAUAGAUUUUUGUCAAUUACUAACUUUAAAAACGUACGCAUAUCUUGGGGAUAGUAUUUCUAAUACUUCAAUCACAAUACUCUUCUUCAUAACCACUGAAUUUUUACUCUUAAAUUAAGUUAUCACCAGUUUGCAAUAAAUAGUGCUGCAGUGUAUAUUAAUUGUCAUACACCCUAAUCAUAUAUUCACUGUCCAUUCACAGAUCAUAACUGUUUAUCUCAUCAACUGAAAUAGUGUUAUGAUUUAUCUGUACACCCAUUAUGUUUUUUCUGGAAAAAAGAAUCAUGGGGAAAUUUUUGUUUUGAAAUUCUUUAGAAUAGGUGUUGUAUAUAUAGAAUAGAAAAAUUAAGCUCUACAAUGCUGAGUCUGUGAUAUAAAUCUGAUGAAACAUUUUGUAUUCAGUUUAAAUACAAAUAGAAAUGAGACAUCGAUUUUUGUAUAUAAUAUUAAUGAUUCAUAUUAAGAAUUUUGUUGUACUUUGCAAUUGUUUGUUAUACACAUGAGAUCUAUUUUUAUUCUUUUAAAUCAGAAUUCCUGCCAACCUUUCAGAUUUUCAUUAUACAUGUAAAUUCAAUUUGUUCCAGAGAGCUUUAAAUGUUUUGUAUUUGUUUUGUUUUUGUUGAAGCAUUAUAAACAGAUAUAGUUUAGUACACACGUAAUGUGCCAAACUUAUUGUUGUGUUUGUAGAUAUAUAUAUACUGGCAAUGGAAUAUGAAAAUCUUUUGUGCUUUAUUAAAAAAAAAAGAAAUUUCAACCUCUUCAACAUUGGCAAUAAUUUCCUCCUCAUUUUAUAUAUUAAGAGAAUAAUAUUAACUUAUGUUUGUUAUAGAAACAAAUAAAAAUGAAUUUAAAUAACAAAUGGUGAAAUUUCCUUCCUAAUAGUUUGGUUUUCUGUCAAACUCUUCAGUUACCAGACUAUUGUGUGAAUUUAUGGAUAGUCAAGUAUUCUGUAAAUUUGUUUAAUGUGCUUAUUUAGUGCAAAAUUCUGGCUUAUAGUAUCAUUUUGUGUCAUUUAUAAUAUUCAAUCUAUGUAUCUGUUUUACUGCCAAACUUUAUAUUGUAAAAGAAUUUAAAUUUUUAAGGGGGCUGUUGUCCAAGAUAUUCUGUAUGAAUUGUUGAGUUUGCAAGUAAAAUAUCUCAAGUCAUAUUGAAGUGAUUUUAUUAGAAAGCUACACAUUCUAGUGAAUUUUUCUAAUAUGCAUUCCCUAAAACAAUUCAUUAUUGCAGAUUUGACUGUAAUAUUUUUUAGUACACAGUUUUUUGGUUAAAACUGAAAAGAAAUGACAACAGGACAAUAUAAGCCCUCUGAUAACAUAGUCAAAGAGAAUACAAUGAAAUAAUGUGGCAACAAUGCCAUAGCAGAAAAAAAACAAAACCAUCAGUUGCCUAGCAGAGACAUUUAUAGAGAAGAAAAUAUUCCUCAAUCAUAUAAUUACUACUUAAAGGACUUUGCAGUUGGGAUACAACAAGAAAAAGUCUUCUGCCAUAUUUUCUUACUUAUGUGUUUCUCUUCCUGUGGAGGGAUAAUGUUAUGUCUUAGUUUUAAAUGUACAAGUUUUUGGCCUUAUUUGUAGAUAUAAUGAUUAAUAUAUAUAUUCAGGUAGUACAAUUUAUGUUGAUUUUUUUUGUUAUUUAUUUUAAUAUUCAAUGUGUCUUAUUUUUAUUCAUUAAAUCCCUACAGUUCAGUUAUGAACAGUAUUAUACUUAUUUUGGUACAAUAAUUUUUAAUAUUUCUACAAUCACAGUUCAAAUCUGCUGACAGUAUUUAAUGUACAAUGACAGUAUUGAUAGUUUGUUAUGAUUAGGAAAGAAAUGGAAAAUAUCUCAGAAAUUUUGUACUGGGAUAAUUAUUAAACCAAAUAAUUGAUGAUGAUAACGAGAUUUAAAGAAUAGAGAACAUAGUAUAUUCACAACAUAAUGUCAGAAUUUUAAAAUAUCACCAAUUUCAUUGAACAGAUUGAAAUCGAAACUCAUAUAAGUAUUAAGUGCUAUGAUGUCUUUUCAUUAUAAUUUUUUUUUAAGAAGGAAAAAAAGAGUUUUAUCAGUCAUAAAACAUGAUGCAUUUAAUAUCAAAUCUUCACCUGCUAAGUUCUGCUGUGAGAUAAUUUAUUUUUGUGGUUUGUUGAUCUUAUAAACAUUCCCCAUGUUCAAAUUGUUGCAUUUAGCAAAAAAGAUGAAAUCCAUACUUUAAGAUAGUGAUAUUUUAAGAUUAUUACAAAAACAUUCCUAGAUUUUAAAAUGACUAUUACUGCAUUUUUACAUACAAACUGCUUUUUCUAAGUCAUUCAUUAUUAUUUUUAGAUAAUAUUUAUAUAUUAUUUUUGUGAUAAUUUUACAAGAUAAAGCAUUUGUAUAUUUUUUUUAUUAACAAUCUGUCUAGAAUUAUUUUAAUUAAUACCUAUGUAUUUUUACAACCUAUUGAUUUUACAAUCCUUUACAAAUAAAAUGUCAGUAUAUAUAUCAUAUGUAGAUAUUAAAAUCUUUAAAAAAUG